AUAUUCUUAAAAAAAGCAAAUAUUUUUUGAAUUUUAACACUUCUAGUGAAUUAGAACCUCAAGGACUCUUCAUUUUUAUAUAUAUAAGAUACAUGUAAUAGUCUUAAUUUAUUUUGACAGAUUCCCCAGGGUGUAAUAUCCAACCAUUGUCAGGGAAAGGGAGGCAUCAUCUCCUUACAGAACACAGAAACAAGAUGAAUGAAGGCUAUACAGUUGUUACCAGAUACAAGAAAUUUGUGUGAUCAGACGUAUGGUGAACAGUUGGACCCUGCUAGAGAGAUCCUGAUUAAAAAUAAAGUACUCAGUGUAAAGAGAGAUCUCCCUGACUGAAGAAAUCCACACAUGAUCCUGUUAUAAAACACCAGCCGGAGGAUAAAGAAAUAGAUGUCUGCUGUCAAUAAUGUAUAGAUUAGUGUACCUGAAAUCUGUCACCGUGUCUGGUGUUAGAGGGUGUUGUCACAUUUCACGUGUUACAUCAGACCGGGUCUGGAUCAGUGAUAAUGAAGGCAAUCUUAUACUGACAAACACCAGAGGAGAAGAACUAGAUCGUGUGACAGAUAUAGGUGGUGGUUAUGGAGGACACACUGUGGACACUAAUGGUGAUCUAAUUUAUAUAGACAGUAGUGAUAACAUCAUUAAACGGUCUACAGAGAACAAAGAAAAGACUACGAUAAUACAGUACAACACGUCACCAUGGAGACCACGGAGUGUCUACAGCUCCCCCUCCACUGGUGACCUGCUGGUCGGGAUGUUUAGACGUGAUACAUAUACAGGCAAGGUAGUGCGGUAUAACUCCACAGGAGAAAACAUCCAGACCAUACCGAACAACAACAUCACAGGUCAGGGACUGUAUAGUAUACCUGAAUACAUCACAGAGAACCGCAAUGGAGAUGUUAUUGUGUCUGACGCGGGCCGUCUUGCUGUAGUGGUGACAGAUCGUGACGGUAAUUACCGGUUCUCCUACAGAGGUCCUCCAUCAGGAUCAUGGCUAUCACCACGUGGAAUCUGUACUGACGCGCUGUCACACAUCCUGCUGUGUGAUUACCGGUCAGUACAGAUGUCAGAUAGUGAGGGUUGCUAUCUGACAGAAAUAAAGACACAACAACACGGGAUAUACUCACCACACGGCCUGAGUUAUGAUGAGGACACACAACUACUGUGGGUAGGGGAAUACAACAACAACACAGUCAACCUAUACAGAGUGGUAGAUACAGACUCUCUGACUGGUCUCCCUCUGGAGGAUUUCAAAUGCAGGAAACAUCCAAGCCGUCCUUUAUCCCAGUUCUGUAUCCCGUGUGACGUCACCUUGUGUCAGGAGUGCAUCAGGACCUCUAGUGAUCAUAAAAAACAUGACGUUAGAGAUGUUGAGAAAUUAUUCAGAGAAAUUCACAAGAGAAAAGAUGGAGAUGCAGUUUUGAUGUGCCUACUGCUUUGCCCUUCAUACAAAUUAAAUCUAGAGGAAGAACGCUGGAUAAAGAAUUAUAAUGCUGUUGCUGAAAUUUUCAAACUAAAGAAGAUUAAAAAGCUUUCUAAUCUUAGCAGCUUAAAGAAAUUCAAACCAAUUCUGAGACAUGAUAGUGUGAAUGUAGAGUUUUCUUGUGAAUUCUUUAAGCACACCAGUUUUCUUAGAUUCGCUAAACAUCCAGAUUUUGUGGAUAUUUUUCUGACUUCGGCAGAAAAAGACAACAUCGCUGAGUACUGCAGGUCAUGGGUUUACCCAAAGAAAGAGGGUGAAGUCUUUUGCUGGUUAUCACCACAACAAACAAAUCAAUUGAUAGAAAAACUUGGAGAGGAUAUCUUCAAACACCCAACAUGGCAGGAUACAUCAAUACAUGAGGAUGUAUUUAGAAAUUUUGGUGUACCAAUGCAGAUUCUAAUAAGAGGAGAAGAGUCAGUGAAGAAUUUCAUUGAAAAUCUUAAGAAAGGGGAGACGACCAUGUACCACGCCUCUGGGAUGAUCAUUGGGUGUGCAGGUAGUGGGAAGUCAACCUUACUAGAAAGACUGAAAGGCAUCGACCUGAGAGAAAUUCUGGAAAGUUCAAAGUCAACCAGAGGAAUUGAUGUCCAGGCUGACAUAUUUGAUGUAACUGGAAAAACAAUCAAGGUAAACACAUCAAGCCAAAAACAACGCUUUAAAGUUAAAAUUGAUGAAUCAAGCGAACAAAAGAGUAUUUCAGAACAGCCUGCAGUUUUAUUAGGUGACAUGAAAAGGUUGAACGUUAAAGAGAAAGGAUAUCAAAAGGAGACAGGUAGUAGAACAAGUGAUAAAGAAUCGUCCAGUGAUGAAGAAAUGGCACAUGAGAGCUUGAAUUUGGCUGAAUCACGUAAAGGAAAUGAAGCUGCUGCCUUCCUGGAAAAGGAAAAGGAAAUAGUUGAAGACGGCAGACAAAAUGUUCCUGAGAAGUCAGAAAUAUCAGGAAUUUUACAUGUUUCCAAAGAUGUAUCGGGUGAUCCAGAGAAAAAAAUUACUAUGGUGGACUUUGCAGGGCAGUGUUCAUAUUAUGCCUCACACCAGAUAUUUCUUAGUCCUCGUGCUUUCUUCAUUCUGGUGCUGAAUAUGGAGAAGAAGUUUGAUGAUAUGGUUGGAAAAGAAGUCUGUAGCCAGGAAGGUUCCAUUUACGAAGGAUGGACACAUAAAGAUUAUCUCACAUUCUGGACCAAGUCCAUUCAUCAAUACAGCAGUGAAAAGGCUCCUGUUUUACUGGUGGGCACUCAUGCUGAACAAAAGACAAAGGAGGAGAAAGAGAAGUUUUUCCGUGAGAUAUGGACGAGCUUGGAAACAAAGGAUGCGUCUCUGCAAAGGCAUUUUGACAGGAAAAGGAUGUUUGCCGUUGGAUUCCAUGAGAAUCAAUGUAUUGAAAAAAUCAAGCUGUCAGUUGUUGAUGUUGUCCAAAAACUUGAUCACUGGGGUGAAAAACUUCCGCACUCCUGGGCUAUGUUUGAAAACUUCUUCCAGGAAAAGAAGAACCUUAAAAUCAUCAAGAAAGAGACACUUUUGGCUUUCAAUGAAGCAUUGCCACAAGAAUUGAAGUUGGGAACACAAGAAGAUACUAACAUCAUGCUGCAGUUUUUCCAUGACAUCAGAGAAAUUUUACACUUUGACCAAGAAUACCUCGGAGGAAUCAUAAUUCUUGAUGUUCAAUGGUUUGCAGAUGCGUUCAAAAAUGUCAUUACAGAUAAAAAUCAUGCAGCAGAGGAUUUAUUUAAGCUUGCAUCACAAUGGAACAAAUUUAAUGAAACAGGAGAACUGAGUGACACACUGCUGUCUGCGAUAUGGGAAAUGAACAACAAUGGGUACCUUGAACACAAAGAUGAUAUCAUGCGCUACAUGGAGAAGCUCGGACUCCUGGCUAAAAUGGAUGACAAAAAAUGGUAUGUCCCCUGUAUGAACAAGAAACCAUUUCCAGUGGAAUGCUUUACAUCCUACCCUGCAUCAUCUAUACUCUGCUACGUGUUUGAUGCUCUUCCUGCUGGAAUUUUCCAGCGCCUGGUAGCUAUUUGCAUGCAAAUACCUUGGAAACUUAAUUCAAGUCGUGAUGAAGUAUGCAUUUACCAGACAGUAGCUGUGUUUCAUUUUGAGGGCCAUAACAUUCUAAUUGGUAUGACACAAACAGACAUUCAUUUACAAGUGUUUGUAAUUGAAGGAGAAGUCGAUAAAUCUAUAUGUCAACAAAUAAAGCACAAAAUUGACAAUAUACUGAACAUUCUUUCCGAAACAUUUCAUGCAGACUCUAAAUUUGUUGUUGCUUUCAAAUGCAAAGCUACGGGAUUCUGUGAUAACAAAAAAAGUUCUGUGAUCAAUGAAUCAGAAUUUAUAAAACCUACUUUUCAGUGUCCUUCCUGUCCAAUUGGGAGAAAGCAUACCAUCAACUCAAAGGAUAUCAAGAAAUAUUGGAUACAGGUACACGAUGAUGAAGCUGAGCCCACUGAAGAUAAAGGUAUAAAUAAAGGUUCACUGUCGGGGAGUUCUGGAUCAAGUGAGUCACAUCAUAAAGAUAAUUUUGCCAAGAUAUUAAAGUUGUUACAAGUUGGAACUGAUGCAGUAAGAAUCUGCUUUGAUAAAUUCUUCCCUAAAGAGAAUUUAGAGAAGACUCUGAAAGAAAAUGAAACAGACAUGAGAAGAGGACAGUUUCGAUUCCAACCACCUCAACUGGAGAUCCUUUUUCCUCAACAAGGUGGAUCCAACACAGGUGUAUCAUCUUUAUCGAUGGACGUCACCAUCAUGUAUAAAUUGUUGAGGAAUAUCUCUGGCAUUGCUCCUCCUGGGAAUGGAUGGGGAAAAGAACCUAAAAUACUGGACAUCACAGAGAGUGACGACAUUGAAAGAAUCCGUUUGUAUAGAAAUAAAUACAGCCAUGAUCCAGGGAGUAGCCCCGUAAUGAGCGAUGAUGUUUUUAGCAUAAUCUGGGCUGAUCUUUCUAAGGCCAUUCUAAGACUAGGUGGUGAUGUUUUGAAGAGAAGGAUCAGUGAAAUAUAAUUGAGUGGAUAAUAAAAUUCACAAUAUUUACGAGACAACAACAAACAUUUUUAUGAGAAAAAAAUAAUGUUGUUCUCAUGGUGAUAUUCAGUCACAUUUAUUGUAAACAUUGUGCAAUAAUUUUUGGUGCUGAUUUUUUUUUUUUUUUUUUUUUGACAAACAAGAUAUUCAUUUUCCAAUGACAACACAAUGUUAAAUACCCGUAAUCAUGGAUAUCAGUUCAAUAUUGAAUUCAAAUUUUUUACUAAAAAGCGGUAUUUUAUAUUUUACUUAUCCCUGGAUUCUAUUAUAUAUAUCUUUACAUAUUGCAAUAAAUUGUGCUU
Molecule: messenger RNA, 4800 nt
Organism: Saccostrea cuccullata (small rock oyster)
Lineage: Eukaryota; Metazoa; Mollusca; Bivalvia; Ostreida; Ostreidae
Exons: 14
Coding region: 401-4477 (1358 amino acids)
Biological process (GO): protein polyubiquitination; negative regulation of translation; proteasome-mediated ubiquitin-dependent protein catabolic process
Molecular function (GO): zinc ion binding; ubiquitin protein ligase activity; translation repressor activity
Source: RefSeq, a predicted model, not a curated record